AAAAGAAUAAUAAGUGUGCAAUAAGGGAGGAAUUAAAUUAGAGAGGUCGGAUUUAAACAUAAGAUUCACUGACGUCUGGGAGCGAGAGCGUAUGCAAGUUUAAACAAGGAAGCCGAUACCAGUAGGUCUGUGUGCGUGUGUGUGUUUCGAAAUCCGAGAAUGUCGUUGGGCUAGGGCUUCGAUGAGAGUCACUACUCCCCCAUUCGCCCUUCAAUUUGCUGAAUCGCGAACUAGUUCCUUUCUUGAACUAGGCAUUCGAUGUCCAUAAAUUCUGUUGAUGACUGAACAUGUGGAUCCUCUGGAUGGUGUACUAGGAUUCAACUGGAGACCCACAGUAAUUGGUGGAGUACUUAAUUAUUUGAGGCGUUUUUCAUGCGCAAUUAGCUCAGCUUUUGGCGGCUCGUCUCAGUUGAUAAUUGCACCCAAUAAUCAUUCUUUUGUUGCGAUGGCUUCAGCCAAUCAGCCCGAUCCUAUAGAUAUCAGUUCUUCAGACAGUGAGGAUUCAGAUUUAUGGGAAAUACUAGACAAUUAUAGAGAUGAAUCUCCAGUUAGGGAUACCGCCAUUUCUAUCAAUGAUGGGAUCCCUCCAUCUCAGGCAUCCUCAUCUCGUCCUAAGUCCACAGGUCACAAUGUUUUUUCUCGUGAAGAUCCUUCAUCUUCUAAGAGGCAAAAUGUUCAGUAUGAGUCUCUAGUGGGGGACAUCAUCUCUUCUAGCAGUUUCAGGAAACUUCCACUUACUUGGGCGCCUAAUUCAACAGGUAACAAUGGUCCUUCUCUUAAAGAUCCUUCUUCUUCUAAGAGGCGAACGGUUCCUGAUGAAAUCCAAUCAAGACCACAAAAGCGUUUGAGUAUUGCAGAGACCGCUGGAUCUUCAACAUCAAGGAUAAAUAAUAAUAAUCAUCCUAUGAAGAGAGUCCUUCCCGGUUUUCAGUCUUCUACCUCUAACCCACGAUUCCACAAUCUAAUAGAAAAUGUGGGUGCUAGUGAAAUUCGUGAAACAUAUGGAAAUUCAGCAUGGUCAAAUCCUUCUAAUGGAAGUAGAGUAUUACCCCAGACAAUUAUGGCUGGAAAACAUUCUUCAACCACCCCAUUGGUUGGUUUAAAUGAUUCUUUCUAUCAAACUGGGGCAGGUGAAGAGAGGCCUGCUGGACCUGAUGAGAGAUUAGUUUAUCAAGCAGCUGUGCAGGGUCUUCAACAACAUAAAAGAGAAGUUAAUUUGCCUGAUGGACUCUUAUCAGUUUCUCUUCUUAGGCACCAGAAAAUUGCUUUGGCAUGGAUGCUUCGUCAGGAAUCAUCUGGUUUAUGCAUAGGGGGAAUCUUGGCUGAUGACCAGGGCCUGGGCAAGACUAUUUCAACAACUGCACUCAUCCUAAUGCAAAAGAUGUUGGAGGCCAAAUCUAAAGCUAAGGAGUCAUCUACUCUCAAAACUGAAGCCUUUAACUUGGAUGAUGAUGAUAGAGUUAGUGGUUGUGUUGCUCUUGAUGGUGCAAACCAGAUUGAAGUAUCUGAUGGUUUAGCAAUACUUCCACAAGCGAGUAAUUCAAUAAUCCGCAAAAGUAGGCCAAAAGCAGGGACAUUGAUUGUUUGUCCAGCCAGCGUGGUCCGACAAUGGGAUCGGGAGCUAGAUGAGAAAGUCACAAAAGAAGCUAAACUUCGUGUUCUAGUAUAUCAUGGAGGCAAUAGGACCAAGAAUCCUGAUGCAUUGGCAAAAUAUGAUGUUGUUUUAACAACAUAUGCUAUUGUAUCAAAUGAACUUCCAAAACAACCUAUGGCUGAAGGGGAUGAUGAUGAACUAAAGGAUGGAGACCGAUAUGGAGUAUCUUCUGCAUUUGCCAUGGAGAAGAAGCGAAAAAAGCCAUCAGUUAAUAAGAAGUUCAAGAAGGGUAAAAAGGGUGUUGAUGUGAAUGCUUUGGAUAGAAAUUGUGGUACAUUAGCAAAGGUUACAUGGUCUAGGGUUGUUUUGGAUGAAUCUCAAACGAUAAAAAAUCACAGAACUCAAGUAGCUAGAGCCUGCUGUAGCCUUAGAGCAAAACGAAGAUGGUGCCUAUCUGGAACUCCAAUACAGAAUUCUAUAGAUGAGUUAUUCAGCUACUUCAGAUUUUUGAGAUAUGAUCCAUAUAAUGACUACAAAACCUUUGGUUCUUCGAUCAAGGGUCCUAUAGCUAGAGACUCAGUUAAAGGUUACCAGAAGCUUCAACUUGUCUUAAAGAAUAUCAUGUUGCGCCGGACGAAAGGUGACAAAAUUGAUGAUAAGCCUAUAAUCAACCUACCUCCCAAAAAGGUACACUUAACAAGGGUGGAAUUUUCCUUGGAAGAACGGGCUUUUUAUGAGAAACUUGAGUUUGACUCACGCAAGCAAUUCAAGGCUUAUGCUGCUGCUGGUACUGUCAGUCAGAAUUAUGCAAAUAUCCUAUUGAUGCUUUUGCGUCUGCGCCAAGCUUGUGAUCACCCAUUACUUGUCAAAGGGCUCAGCUCAGAUCCUGUUGGAAAGGAUUCCUCUGAGAUGGCCAAGAUGCUUCCCAGAGAGCUGCUAGUUAAUUUAUUGAAACAAUUGGAAACUUCACUGGCCAUAUGUCUUGUAUGCCGAGAUCCUCCUGAAAAUGCAGUGGUCACAAUGUGUGGACACGUUUUCUGUUUUCAAUGUGUUUCAGAUCAUUUAACUGGCGAAGACAAUACAUGUCCUGCCCAUCAAUGUAAAGAACAACUUGGUGCCGAUGUUGUAUUUUCAAGAGCUACCUUAAGGAGAUGCCUGUGUGUUGAUGUGGAUGAUGAUAGCCCUGUCCCAUACGAACUGCGUGAUGAAUCUGCAGUUCUACAGAGAAACUACGUAUCAUCAAAGAUAAAGUCCGCUCUUGAAAUUCUGAAGUCGUGUACAUCAAAAAGUCGGAGUUCAGAGUCCCAUGAUUUGGGCAUGUUCGAUGCGUCAUCAUCAGCUGGUCGUGAGUUUGAGCCAGCCAGUAUAGCACCUGAAAAGGCUAUUAUUUUUUCACAAUGGACUAGCAUGCUAGACUUAGUUGAGAUGUCACUGAAGAAUAACCAUAUCAGUUAUCGGAGGCUUGAUGGUACUAUGUCAAUAGUUGCACGAGACAAGGCUGUUAAAGAUUUCAACUCUGAUCCUGAGGUGGAUGUCAUGUUAAUGUCUCUAAAAGCUGGGAAUCUAGGGCUUAACAUGGUUGCUGCGUGCCGUGUAAUCCUUUUGGAUCUUUGGUGGAAUCCGACAACAGAGGAUCAGGCUGUUGAUAGAGCUCACAGAAUAGGUCAGACACGUACGGUUACUGUAUCACGUUUAACAGUCAAGGAUACAGUUGAGGAUCGCAUCUUGAGUCUUCAGGAGGACAAGAGAAAAAUGGUGUCAUCGGCAUUUGGGGAAGAUCAAAGUGGCAGCCACGGCACUCGCCUCUCAGCGGAAGACCUGAGAUUUUUGUUUAUGGGAACAGGGCGUUGAACAACUUGUUUUGCUUUUUUGUUGCCUGCAAUGCAAUGGGCAAUUUUUGUAUCUAUAUUGCACCCAAAUGCUUGCUUGUACAUAUUCAAGUGGGAAAUGUAUAUGCUGCAAACAGUUGUAGGGCUGAUGGAUGAUUCUUGACUUAAAACUAGGAUAUACUUCUAAUUUAAACAUCAUCUUCUUGUCUA
Salvia miltiorrhiza (redroot sage) is the source of this 3633-nucleotide messenger RNA. Its product is annotated as helicase-like transcription factor CHR28. Gene Ontology annotation, molecular function: metal ion binding; ATP binding; ATP-dependent chromatin remodeler activity. NCBI's taxonomy places the organism in Eukaryota, Viridiplantae, Streptophyta, Magnoliopsida, Lamiales, Lamiaceae. The coding region runs from base 278 to 3445 and encodes 1055 amino acids. The transcript has 13 exons. The record is from RefSeq and is a predicted model, not a curated record.